UGGGAUGGCCAUGAGUCCUCGUUAUUCAACUUCAAAUAGUUCUGUUCUCUUAACCAAUAGUUUUGUGCCAAGUGGAGCCCUAGGCUCCCUCUCUCCAGCUAACUCCCGGGCCGACUCCAGUCCAUCCCCCCUCGUUACUAUUUUACUAUUUAGUAUUUAGUGGCAAUCUCGUUAUUUCACAGGUCCUUGGGGGGUACUUUUGUAAGGCGCUGGAUACGCUGCGUAGAGGCUUGGAAUCUCCUCUUUCCGCAUCGCUUCGCUGCUUUCUCAAUUCUUGCACAACACACGCAAAAUACCGCCCUUCCAAAUUCCCCCCUUCCUCUCCCUCUCCCUCUCCCUCCUUUCUGCUUAAUUUUCAAUCUCAACCUUCACCGCAGCAGGUUUAUUCAUGGCUCCAAUCACCUAUUCUCUGACAUUCCUUAAAUUCUCUGCAUCUUGACUUCACUUUUAAGGGAUUGGAUCAAGCCAUAUUUGAUAAAUCUAUUUCUUGAGCCAAGUGAAAACAUGUACAAUGAAGGAGCCACACCCGAAUUUAUUUUUGAUCAGGGCGUUUAUUAUCCUACUGCUGCCAAUUAUGGUUAUUACUGUACAGGAUUUGAGUCACCCGGCGAAUGGGAGGACCAUCCUCGGAUUUUUGGUUUAGAUGGUCCAGAUAUCCAAUACGCAGGUGCUCAAAAUGAGAAUUCAUCUUAUGUAUAUUAUACACCAAGCUAUGGAUAUGCACAGUCUCAAUACAACCCGUAUAAUCCUUACAUUCACGGUGCUGUGAUAGGACCAGAUGGUCCAUAUCUAGGAGCCCAACAGUUUUACACCAUUCCUUCUUAUGAAAGCUCUGUUUCUUCUCCUGCUUAUGUCCCCGUUAUUGUUCAGCCAGAUAUUGUCCCAAAUGGUUCCAUUGACUUGAUUGACCCUUCAAUUAAUAGAUCCAAUGGAAACGGAAGAAUGCAAAAAAAUGAGAGUUCAGGAAGCUUUUCUAGGAACCCCUCCAAACCUGCUUUAGACCAGAGAAAUUCCUUGGCCAGGUUUACAGAASUGCAAAGAGCUAAUGUUGGUCCAAGCAAGCAUAGUGUAGCACUUGGUAGCAUUUCUGCUGGUAGCCAUGCUGGUUCAGUUUCAUCACGUGUUUUUCAGGGUAGGAGCACUUAUGGUUCAAUUCAAUCAGUAGAUGACUUAUCGAAUGGAAAGGCUGCGAUUGCUAAACUUCAGCCAAAGGUUCAAGUUGGUAGAGUUGUGGAUAAUGCAAAUGCCAAUCCAGAUGCGUUAAGCGAGCAGAAUCGGGGUCCUAGAAUCAACAGAUCUAAAACCCAAAUGUCUCUGAAAGCCUACACAACCAAGGCUGGAGAUUGUAAUGCAGAUGGAAACAUUAUUAUCUACACAGAUCAGUACAAUAAGGAUGAUUUUCCUGUUGAUCAUGUGGAUGCAAAAUUUUUUGUAAUUAAAUCAUACAGUGAGGAUGAUGUUCACAAGAGCAUUAAAUAUAAUGUUUGGUCCUCUACUCCCAAUGGAAAUAAGAAACUGAAUAUUGCAUAUGAAGAUGCACAGAGAAUAGUUUUAGCUAAAUCAAGAAGCUGUCCUGUAUUCCUCUUUUUCUCUGUCAAUGCAAGUGGUCAGUUCUGUGGUGUAGCAGAGAUGGUCGGUCCUGUGGACUUCAACAGGGAUAUGGACUUUUGGCAGCAGGAUAAAUGGAGUGGAAGCUUCCCUGUUAAGUGGCACAUUAUCAAAGAUGUGCCAAACAACAACUUUAGGCAUGUUAUUUUGGAGAAUAAUGAAAACAAACCUGUUACUAAUAGCAGGGAUACCCAAGAGAUACCAUUUAAGAAAGGUCUGGAGAUGUUAAAAUUGUUCAAGAAUCAUACGUUAAAGACCUCUUUACUUGACGACUUCAUUUAUUAUGAAAACCGUCAGAAGAUCAUGCAGGAAGAGAAAGCGAGGAUGGUUAUUAGAAGGCUGGAGCGUCCAUAUUUUGUACCCGCAUUAGAUCAUAACCGACAGCUAAAUUGUGUUGUUGAGGUACCUUUGAGAGAGGAUAAGAAUUCUAGCAAGGUGAAUGAUGGUGGAAGGAGGGGGUUGGAAAGGAGUGUGGCCUCGAGAGCCGAGCAGGUCUAUUCAAAUCCCGAUAAUUCUAGUACUGUGGCAGUGAAAGAAACUCCCAACUCCAAACAUGAUGAUGAGGAAAAAGUUGACGCUACAUCGACUUUGAAGAUGGAAUCACUUGAAAUUGGCGGGAAGCUGGUUGAUUGUAAGCCUUCGGGUGCUACCCCUGCUGCUGCGGGUGAUACAAAUUCCAAACGCACUGAAGUUGUCACUGUAGGUUCGAUGCCAAUCAAAGUAAAUGGAUAUAAUACCGAAACUUCGACUUCUGGUGUUUUGACGGUGGGAACAAUUCCGCUGGAUCCUAAAGCCCUGCAGCUUGACAAAGAUGUAUUGCUCAAAAGCGGGUCCCAACACAAAUGAUGCAAAUGGUAAUAACACAUACMAAAAAAUUGUCCAAGGGGUGCUGUCAUUUUCUUUACUAGAUUUGACGGUGCCUCUUGUCUUUCUUCGUUAUUGCAAUUGUCUUCUUUUAUUUGGCCGAUGUUCUGAUGCAGUGGGUGGUGUUUUUUGCUGGGUUUCUAUGUGACAUGUUGGUUUUUAUAUCAAGUGAAAAAUACCAAGUGUAUUAUCAGUUGUUUCCUCAUUUACCCCUCCAUCUUAAAUAUAGAGUGAAAAGUUUUUAUUUUUGUUGAA
Molecule: messenger RNA, 2727 nt
Organism: Momordica charantia (bitter melon)
Lineage: Eukaryota; Viridiplantae; Streptophyta; Magnoliopsida; Cucurbitales; Cucurbitaceae
Gene: ECT6
Product: evolutionarily conserved C-terminal region 6
Biological process (GO): mRNA destabilization
Cellular component (GO): cytoplasm
Molecular function (GO): mRNA binding
Source: RefSeq, a predicted model, not a curated record